Molecule: messenger RNA, 468 nt
Organism: Caenorhabditis briggsae
Lineage: Eukaryota; Metazoa; Nematoda; Chromadorea; Rhabditida; Rhabditidae
Gene: Cbr-ets-5
Product: Protein CBR-ETS-5
Exons: 3
Coding region: 1-468 (155 amino acids)
Biological process (GO): regulation of transcription by RNA polymerase II; cell differentiation
Cellular component (GO): nucleus
Molecular function (GO): sequence-specific DNA binding; DNA-binding transcription factor activity, RNA polymerase II-specific
Source: RefSeq, a predicted model, not a curated record
AUGCAGUAUGCCAGCGCUUUCUCGCGGAUCCCAGCAGCCGCUGUCAACCAAUCCAAAGGGCCAAUGGCGAUUGCGUUGAGCGCCUCUGGAACUGGUCAAAUUCAGCUUUGGCAGUUUCUGUUGGAACUUCUUGCAGAUGCCGUUAAUUCCACUUGCAUUACUUGGGAGGGAAGUAAUGGAGAGUUCAAAUUGAUCGAUCCAGACGAGGUGGCCCGGAAAUGGGGUGAACGGAAAAGUAAGCCAAAUAUGAACUACGACAAAUUGAGCAGAGCACUCCGUUAUUAUUAUGACAAGAACAUCAUGACUAAGGUUCAAGGCAAACGAUAUGCAUACAAAUUCGAUUUCCAAGGACUCGCCCAAGCUUGCCAGAACGCGAUACUGACGAACGGUGGAAGUGCCACCGGUGACAUCCAAUCGGCUGUUCAAUCGCUGUCACCAUACACGAAUCGUACGCGUUGGUUUUUCUAA